Molecule: messenger RNA, 3501 nt
Organism: Carcharodon carcharias (great white shark)
Lineage: Eukaryota; Metazoa; Chordata; Chondrichthyes; Lamniformes; Lamnidae
Exons: 6
Coding region: 187-1650 (487 amino acids)
Biological process (GO): transmembrane transport; monocarboxylic acid transport
Cellular component (GO): membrane
Molecular function (GO): monocarboxylic acid transmembrane transporter activity
Source: RefSeq, a predicted model, not a curated record
CCCAGCGUCAUAGUUUCUCGAAGCACUGAUCAAAUCAAUCAGGAUAGAGGGAAAAGGGACACGGCGGCACACAUCACCCGUCAUCAUCUUUACGGGGCACAGGCUUCCUCUCUGGCUGACCUUGCAACUAAGUUACAGUUCUGUUCUAUUGAAUAUAAGUUAACCAAGAACAAGGAGAAGUCUAAGAUGCCACCGCCAGCGCCACCCCAGGAAUACAUUCCCCCAGAUGGUGGCUGGGGAUGGCCUGUGGUCCUUGGAGCUUUUAUUUCGAUUGGAUUUUCUUAUGCAUUUCCCAAAGCCAUAACUGUGUUCUUUAAGGAGAUUCAGGAGAUCUUUGACUCCUCAUACAGCGAGAUUGCAUGGAUCUCUUCAACGACACUAGCUGUUAUGUAUGCUGGAGGGCCUAUAAGCAGUGUUUUGGUAAACAAGUACGGAUGCCGUCCAGUGAUGAUGUGCGGAGGCCUGCUAUGUUCAAUUGGAAUGAUAGCUGCUUCCUUUUGCAACAGUAUCAUUGGACUUUUUCUUUGCGUAGGCUGCAUCGGAGGACUGGGAUUGGCUUUCAACCUGCAACCAUCCUUAACUAUGAUUGGAAAAUACUUUUACAAGAAGCGCCCCAUUGCCAAUGGGCUCGCUAUGGCUGGUAGCCCAGUGUUCUUGAGUACUCUGGCACCUCUGAAUCAAUACUUAGUUAAUGUAUUUGGUUGGAGAGGCAGUUUCUUUAUCCUAGGAGCAAUAUUGUUGAACUGCUGUGUGGCCGGAUCCUUAAUGAGGCCGCUACAACCCAUAAAAUCCACUGCCAUAAAAGAUGCACAGUUUUCCACUAUAAAGAAAGAUGAGAGCAAAGACGUGGGGGAUGGCCCGUUGCAGAAAAAGAAGAAGAGAUUAACAUUCUUUGAAGUACUUAAUAAUUAUCUAGAUCUCAGCCUCUUCAAACAUCGGGGAUUUCUGAUCUACUUGUCAGGAAACGUCAUUAUGUUUUUUGGCUUCUUUGCCCCUAUUGUGUUUUUGGCUCCUUAUGCCAAGCACAUGGGCAUAGAUGAAUAUUCCGCAGCGUUCCUGCUCUCCAUUCUAGCUUUUAUAGAUAUGUUCGCAAGACCCAGCAUGGGGCUCCUUGCAAACUCUAAAUGGGUGAGGCCAAAGAUCCAGUAUUUCUUUAGCUUUGCUGUCUUCUACAAUGGCUUCUGUCACGUUAUGUGCCCAUUGGCAAGCAGCUUUACAGGCCUGGUAGUCUAUACCGUUUUCUUCGGCUUUGCCUUUGGAAUGGUGAGUGCUGUUCUCUUCGAAACGCUGAUGGACCUGGUUGGCGCCAAGAGGUUCUCCAGUGCAGUGGGACUCGUCACCAUCGUAGAGUGUUGCCCAGUCCUUGUGGGGCCACCACUGGCAGGACUAUUGGUGGACAUAACUCAAGAUUACAGGUACAUGUACGUUGUGUGUGGAAGCAUUGUGAUACUAGCGAGUAUCUAUUUAUUCAUUGCAAAUGCAAUCAACUACCGGCUCCUGGAGAAGGAGAAGAGAAUGGAAGAGGCCAACAUGAAGGCACCACCAAAUGAUGCAGAACUAAAUGAUAUCUGUGAUAAUGGCACUGAUGAUGUUGAAGUUAAUCCCCAGAUGCUGUUGGGAAUUUCUUCUGAGAAGGAAACUGAUAUUUAACACCACAUGCUGCCCUGAUUUUGUUCCCAGUUUGCACUUGGAAUUGAGUGCCAGAGUUUUAAUUUCACUUCAGAAUAUAGAUAUGUCAAACCCCAGAUAGAUAUCCAGUUUUCCAACAGGGGUAAGUAUUUUCAGUUGCAUAAACAUGGUGUCAUACAUUAAACCUUUUGUUCCUAAGGGGUAACCCUUUGAGUAUCACUUAUUACCCUACUUUAUAAUUCUUCUGGGAGAAGUCACAGAUGAUUCUGCUUUUGCCCUGCAUUGUUAAUUGAAUAUAUCCUUAUUUAGCAGGAUGCAGAAGAAUGAUGAAUUCAUAAUGAUUAAAAUGCAGAACAUACUCCUUCAACUUUUUCUGUCCCAAAUGUUCACCUCUGUGACCUGCCAUUAUGCAGACAUGUUAAAUCCAGAUCUUAAUUGUUGCCACUAAACAUUUUUAAAAGUAUGCCAGCAAAACAAAUGGAGCCUGUAAUUUGUUCCUGAUUGACCUCAAUUUUUUUACCAUGCACAACUUUUAAAAAAUGUUAUAAACAGUCUAAGAUACCUGUGCUAAGAACUACCUUAGUUAAAAUAUUAAGGCACUGCUACAGCAGAAUCAAGACUGCAUGCAAAAGAAUCAGUAAUUAUAAACUUUGUUCAGAAGAGGGCACUAGACUAAGAAUAAUUGAAGAUGAGCCCCUGUUCUUUCUCAUGAAGAGAUAACCCUUCCUAAUAAAGUCUCGAUAGACUUGAACCCAACCUUUCAUUAAGUUUGACUUUCAAGAAACCUAAUGAAGAGCGAAAAGGCCUUGCCUUUACUGUUCUUUUGUUUUGUGAUUAAAUAGAUUAAAGUCUAGUAAACGAGCUAAAUUAAGCUCUGCCACUCAAAAAGAUUUUAACUAGGUAUAAGAGAGAGCUUGAGGGACAGGGGCCCUUAAGCCAAGAUUUUCUAAUCAAUGUUGUUUUAACACUGGCGGUAACCUCUUUAAUUUUAAAAUAAUGCCAAUCAGAAAAUCUAGGCUCGAGUAUUCAUCUGAAAAUGAAAUCAAUGUUGAAAUACUCUAGAGUUUAAAGCUCUGAAGUGAAAUGAAGUUCGGCCAAUUCUUAGUGACAGUCAGCCCACAGCAUCACACUGCCUCAUGUUUUGUCACCAAGUGACACUGUCAAACUUUGAUAAUUGCUCCUGUGAAGCGCCUUGAGGUGUUUUUCUACAUUAAAGGGGCUAUAUAAAUGCAAGUUGUUGGUGUUAUAAAUUGGCAGUGUCACUCAAACUACAGGAUGGCUAGUAUCAAAUAGAUAAACAGCAUUGGCACAUUCUUGGAAGAGAUUGGCACAUUAUUCGCUGUUUGGUGCUGGGGCAUUUAACUGGGGCAGAGUGAAGUGAGCUUUAAAAUCCAAUUACUGGCACCAUUUCUGAUCUGGAGGUGCUAAUUGAAGGCACUGGGUGCCUGAGUGUUAAAAUAUUCCAUUACCUUGCACCAAAGCUUCUCUUUACCUUAUGUCACUCAGGAAAAGCCUUAGCGCUUUCUUGAAGACAUUUUGUACAACAAUUCUAUUAAAUCAGGUUGGUGCCAUGAGUUUUGAUUUUAAGGAAGCUUUUCAAUUUGUAUUUAAAUGGUUCUAUUAUAUUUUCAAGAUACAGGACAGAAUUUUAUGGUGCAACUGUUUUUACUUUUUUAAUAAAAAUCUAUCGUAUAAUAAAGUCCGCAUUCUAAGCAAGUAAAUGGAGUAAGUGAAAGCCUUAGCAUCGAGUAAACUCAGCUCAUACCACGUUGGCAUAAAGAAUUGCAAGUGAGCAACUUGGUACAGCUCUGUUGAUUUUCGCUGCUUCUCAGUGGGGAAGUGUCUAUCAUUCCCAGCCUCUCCUUACAGCAA